AGGAAGAGAGGAAGACAAGUCUGAUCGUGAGCGCUGUGAAGUUCACCCAGACGAGCCAAUUCAACAAACCUACACAUCCGACAUCACUCCUUUUCCACUAAAAUACCGCUCCAGGUCCUCUGUAGCCGCUUCUGGUGUCGCGGCGGGGUCGGGACCGGUUUAUUAGCGUCGCUUCCGCCUUUUAGGAAGAGUCUUUUAACACAGAGUUUCCGGAAACACCGCGCAGAGGGCAUCGGAGCCAGGAUGGCCGCGUACAAGCUGGUGCUGAUACGCCAUGGAGAGAGCUGCUGGAACCAGGAGAACCGCUUCUGUGGAUGGUUCGACGCCGACCUGAGUGAGACCGGGGAGCAGGAGGCCAAGAGGGGAGGACAGGCCCUGAAAGAUGCUGGCUAUGAAUUUGAUAUUUGCUACACUUCAGUCCUAAAGAGGGCCAUCCGCACCCUGUGGUUUGUUCUGGACAGCAUCGACCAGAUGUGGCUGCCCGUCCACCGGACCUGGCGCUUAAAUGAGCGCCACUAUGGUGGCCUGACUGGGCUGAACAAGGCUGAAACAGCAGCCAAACAUGGAGAGGCACAGGUCAAGAUCUGGAGGCGUUCUUUUGACAUUCCUCCCCCACCCAUGGAUGAGGGACACGACUUCUAUCAGACCAUUAGCAAGGACCGGCGCUAUGCUGACCUGACGGAGGACCAGCUUCCCAGCUGUGAGAGUCUUAAGGACACCAUUGCCCGGGCGCUUCCUUUCUGGAAUGAAGAGAUCGUUCCACAGAUCAAGGAAGGGAAAAGGGUGCUGAUUGCUGCCCAUGGCAACAGCCUCCGGGGCAUCGUGAAGCACCUCGAAGGUAUGUCAGAGGAAGCCAUCAUGGAGCUGAACCUGCCCACGGGCAUCCCCAUAGUCUACGAGCUGGACAAGAACCUGAAGCCUCUAGGACCCAUGCAGUUCCUGGGAGAUGAGGAGACGGUCAAGAAGGCCAUGGAAGCUGUGGCUGCUCAGGGCAAAGUCAAGAAAUAGACUCCUGUGGGACCAAGAGUACGAAUCAAUCAUGUCCUGUUCUUUUCUCAACUUAAAAAAAAAAAAAAAGGUCAUUUACUGUUUGUGUAAUCACAGACAUGCGCACAUAGAGGCACGCAGGGUGCACUUUAUUUGAAUGAAUUAUACCCAGCUUUCACACAAACAUACAAUCCGACUGGUCUUUAGUUUGUGUCAUACGGAAUCAUGCAUUUCAUUAUUAUACUAUGGAUUUCAGCUGUAAUAUGGUUUAAGCACUGGCCAAAAUGUAAAUUAGGGACCAGCGAACAGGAGCAAACAUAGAUCACAGAUGCAGACUUCCCAAGUAUUCCUCCCUGUUUACAAUCCAUGUAGGUGAAACUCAGUGGGAACAGUAUAUCCUAUAAAGAAAACACUGGCUGUUGUCAAAAGGGCAUGUUUAUUUGCUCUGCACUGCUAAAUAUUGUUUGCUGUGGCAUUGUUUGAAAAAGAAUAAAUGUUGUGAGCCAUUA
Messenger RNA from Amphiprion ocellaris (clown anemonefish), 1496 nucleotides. RefSeq names its product phosphoglycerate mutase 1b (gene pgam1b). Gene Ontology annotation, molecular function: intramolecular phosphotransferase activity. Bases 244 to 1008 code for a protein of 254 amino acids. Lineage: Eukaryota; Metazoa; Chordata; Actinopteri; Pomacentridae. Gene Ontology annotation, biological process: glycolytic process. The transcript has 4 exons. The record is from RefSeq and is a predicted model, not a curated record.